Messenger RNA from Chenopodium quinoa (quinoa), 4390 nucleotides. RefSeq lists its product as uncharacterized. The coding region runs from base 2850 to 4022 and encodes 390 amino acids. The record is from RefSeq and is a predicted model, not a curated record. The transcript has 3 exons. NCBI's taxonomy places the organism in Eukaryota, Viridiplantae, Streptophyta, Magnoliopsida, Caryophyllales, Amaranthaceae.
UUUAAUUUCAUUUGCCAUUUAACAUCAAUACUCCUAAACUUAUCAGUAUUCGGUCAACCAAUCAAAAUUAUUCAUUAACUCGGUUCCUUGAUUUCAACCAACUAUAAGUCUAUAACUCUAUAAGUGCCCUUAAGUGACAUCAUUAGACAACACCUCAAUUAAAAAGCUAUUUCAAACCCAAGAAAAUAUCAAUGAAUACUUAAGAUCAAUCCUUUAGCUUCCUUUUGUAUAACCCAUAAAAUUAACCAAUACUUACAUACACUCCAACCCAAAAAAAAAAAAAAAAAAUAAAAAUAAAAAAUAAAAAAUAAAAAAUUCAAUCCCCUAAAUUUCAGACUAAUCAGCACGAACCCAACCCGACCCGACUCAUUUCACAUGUGAGGUUAAUUCCCAUGCCUGGUCUUAAUACCAAAGGCGGUUCGGAAUUACACAAACAAGCACUCUUUCACCAAGACUUGUAGAUUAAGCUUAUAAAUUUACACAGAUUGGAGCGUUGCAUGAGGGAUUUCCUUUCUUUUACUUUGUGUUGCAUACUGUAAGCGUGGCAUUAUCAUUCACUGUCAAACAUUCAGGAGCGUCCAGUUCAGAAAAUUUCUUCUCAAAUCCUUUAUUUGGUAAGUGUCACUUGUGGUUAAUUGUAAUUUGUAACUGGGGUCAAUGUGAUUUACUUAAUUGUAAUUGCAUAUUCCCUUGCUUGAAGCCAUUGCUUGUAAAAUAUAUGAUCUUUCAUUUAGUUGCUAGUCUUUGUCAUAAGUUUCUGUUUACUUUGAGACAAUAGUUGACAUCUUUAAUUAAAUUUUUUUGAAGUUGAAUCUCUUCACUUUUUUGUUUUGAUAAAAGAUUUUAUCUUUGCGGUGGUCAUCUGCCUCUUUCUUUUUGGUUUGGUUGCAGUAUGCAAACUUCUAUGCUUGUCAUCUAUGUUACUGGUCUCAGGUUCAGGUAUUUUUGUAGAACAUGGUCACAUGUCAAAGUGUUGGAUUCUGUUUUUUUAAAUAGAAAAUUCUAUGUUUUUGGUAUAAAUGCAAUGUAAUAGCUAUGCAUUUAUUAGAAUGUUGAGGAUUUGGCAUAGUUAAUCUAUGAAAUGUAGUUUGUUAGCUGUACCAGUUAGGCAGUCAAUUUUCUAGAUUGUGCUGUCUAUCUAAUGAAGCAUUGUCUACCUUCAAUAUGAAAAACCUUUUUUAGAAGAGGUUAGUGUAAUAGUUAUUAAGGAAAAAAAAAAUGCAUAAGUUAGGAGGUACUUGGAGAAUUAUUUUUGCCUUUUGGAUUUCAAGUAACUACUAACUGGAUUGCUGUAAUUUUUGUACUGUCUGAUGGAGUCCACUGUAAAAAACAAUUACUAGGAAAGGCUGAUAUGGGUAUGACAGUAAAAUGUUUUUAGUCACUUCAGUGUUGGUGAUUGCAUAGGCUGCCCAUUUUGAUUGUAGAAUAUAAUUAGCAGAUCUGUGGAUAGAUUUGUGAGUGCAUUGGGGACAGAUGAUCUUUAGUUUAGACUCUCUCUACUUCUUUGUGCUGAUGUAUUGAUGUAUUGUGGAUUGCUGGGAUGAACCCGUGUCAGCAAUGUGUACAUCAUGCUCACCCUCUUUUGUACUCCAAGUGGACACAGUGCUUGUUCCUUUAUCAAUUUAUCCUCCUUUUUCUAGACUUGUUGAUUUGCCUGUUUGCUGUUUACACCUUCACUAGAGUCAUUUGUGGAUGCUUAUACUAGCAUCAAGGACCCAAGGUGAUGGAUGUGGGAAAGCUUAGGGUUGUAAUAUACGCUGUUACUUUUGACUUUUGAGGAUGUUAAAUUUUUACUUUAGCCUUUGAUAGGAGCUUGGAAGCAUAAAGGAAAGCUGGAACUCUUGUAGAUCUUAUAUCUCUUAGGUUGUCUGACCUGUACUUUUAGAAUGAUAGUUGGGUAUGUGCUAGCAGAAAUUCUCUUGUAGACCUAUAUGCAUUUACUUUGCCUGUACAGUUGCAACUUAUUCUUUCUGGGUUGAUCUAGAGUAUUCUGAUUCCUGGGGAACUAUAUAGACCAAGGUAAUGGCGAAUAUAUUUUAUUUUUCUUUCUAGUGUAUGUGCUUUCUGUUAUAUAGUAAUAUAAUGCUUGUGUAUUCCUGAGGAUAUAAUUGCCUGUUGGAAGGCUUUGUUAGGAUUGUUCUUAGUUCAACAAGUACAAAUUUUAGGAGACUGUGAAAUUGUGAGAUUGGAUUACCUCAAUGAAUUAAGCCUAUUGUUUGAUAGAUCUUGUUUACGCUAUCAAACUAUUAUUUUACUUAAGUUUACCUAGGAUAGGGUGAUGAUGAUUGUUAUAGAGAAUACGCCUAAAGGCUGAUAUUACACGUUCUAUAUGUGUGCUGCCAAGACUUUGAAUUUUCUACCCAUUUUGUUAGUCUACUAGGCUUUCUUACCACUUCACUUGAUUUCUAUUGAACCGAAACUAUUUUUACCAAUUACAACUGGUUUCACUGAUUAUUUUUUUUUUUUAAUGAAUAAAAUAUACUUUACUGAAUAUUAAUUUUGUUAGAUGAAUUAAUCAAACUUGUUCUUAGGUAAAAGACUUUGUUAUAGCUUUAUAAUCAUAUGUGCUGCUUUUACCCUGUUCUAGGUCGAUGCUUGAGUGUCCUGGGUGUCGUUUUUUUUUUGGUGGGGUGUGGGGGGAGGGAGUAUGAAAGAUAAGUAGAUGAGUGUUUUGGGUUUUACAUACUUGCAGUCCGAAAGACUUGUCAUGUACAUCGUUGCUCUUACUGGUUCUGAUAUCCGAAAAUUUGAAGUGCCAGGAUAUCUUCCACAAUCCAAUAAAUUAUUUAUAUCUUCCCUAAGAAGUUCUUUGAUUGUCUUAACUUUGGAAAGAUCUCUAAUAUGUUCUUAUGAGAUACUUCAGUGCAUACAAGAUGGCUGGUAAGAAAAGAAGCAUGUCCUUGGAUGCAGAUGUGUGUGAUGUGCAAAAGGAAUGGGAUGCAGCAUUGUGCCCCAUCUGCAUGGAACAUCCUCAUAAUGCAGUUCUUCUUUUGUGCACCUCACAUGCAAAAGGCUGUAGAUCUUAUGUCUGUGAUACAAGUUACAGGCAUUCAAAUUGCCUGGAUCGGUAUAGGAAACUCAAGACAGACUCCAACACCAAUUCACCAGAUACCUCACUUGAUCCUACAACCCUCCAGGAUUCAAGCCUGGUUUCUGACCCUCAAUUAACCCCAUUGUUUGGAAAUGAGUUACCUGUGCCUCAUAGGGUCCACAACAGAGGCAAUAGAGUCACAUCAACUAGAAGGUCCAGUGAUUCUGCUGAUUAUGAUAUUGAACAAGAGGCUAUAGGAAGACAAAAUUUCGAAUCUUUGAGGGAUAGGUUGGAACAUGAUGAACUGGCAAAAAAGUCAAAUUUAAAAUGCCCUCUAUGUAGGGGAGAUGUAUUAGGGGUGACAGUUGUAGAAGAGGCUCGUAAUCAUUUAAAUUUGAAGUCUCGGAGCUGUACUCGAGAAUCAUGCACAUUUGUAGGUAACUAUCGUGAGUUGCGCAGGCACGCAAGGCGUGAUCAUCCCAGAGUUCGACCUGCUGAAAUUGAUCCAUCAAGACAGCGAGCUUGGAGACACUUGGAGCAUCAGAGAGAACAUGAUGACAUUGUUAGUGCUAUCCGAUCAGCUAUGCCAGGGGCUGUUGUGCUCGGUGAUUAUGUGAUAGAUUACAAUGAUAGAGAUAGGCCACCAGUUGAAAGGGAGAGGACAUCAUCAGAUGCUAGUGGGCGGUUGUUUACUACCUUGUUUUUCUUCCAGAUGCUUGGAUCUAUGCAAUCCUUGGCAGGACCAAGGAGUCGUUCUCGGCCAUGGACAAGGCAUAGACGCUCGUCAGGGGGUUCAUCCCGGCAAAGGUACCUUUGGGGGGAGAAUCUUCUGGGCCUACAAGAUGAAGAUGGUGAUGGUGAUGGUGAUGAUAGCUUUACAGACGAUGAUGAGAUGAAUGUGUUUGCGGAUGAGGCGGAGCCAGGCACUUCAUCCGCUCCAAGACAGCGACGUCGUUUAACCCAAUCAGGGUUUAGGAGAGACCGCUUAUGAAAUACUAAUCUUGAAUGGAACCUUCAUCUACCAGCAUAAUGAUAACUGGUCAUUAGUCAGAAGGGCAGUAGUCUCAAGCGAUUUGCUCUGAAGGUAGCAUCAUGUUCGCAGUUGGAGAUUGCCAGGUUCAAAUUAGCUCUGCUGUGUGUAGCUCUUCAUUUCUUCAUGUUUUAGUGGCCUGUCAAAUUUAGUGAGCUUAAUUUAAGCUUGCUGUUGUAAAUUUAGGUUUCUCAGGUCAGGAACAUUUCAAAUUUCAAUUUGAAUCACCCAUGUAUAGUUUGCAUAUUUACAUUUUAGAAAACUGCCAUCUUCUUUUCCAAGAAAAAUCUCUUUAUCUUUCAACAAUUCAUGCAUAUUCUUUCGUGGUC